Messenger RNA from Hypoxylon trugodes, 816 nucleotides. RefSeq lists its product as uncharacterized. NCBI's taxonomy places the organism in Eukaryota, Fungi, Ascomycota, Sordariomycetes, Xylariales, Hypoxylaceae. The coding region runs from base 199 to 681 and encodes 160 amino acids. The record is from RefSeq and is a predicted model, not a curated record. The transcript has a single exon.
GUCCGCAGGGCUUGCUCGAUGCAAGGAUGAGUACAGGGCUGGCAAGGUCACACACAUCCCAUCCAUCCACGCACACACGCAUAACGAAGAAAAUCUGCAAGUGCUGGUGGUGGUUGACGAGAGAGCGACUACUUCUCUCUUUGCGAGGGUACCUUAGGUAGCAUCACAGUGGAGCCGGACUUUCGAGUGGCCUAUCCAAUGACAGGCAAGCCACGUAUGGGAACUGCCUCUUUUAGUCGCUCAAGGUCGUCUACCCUGCAGUUGGACCCCUGGCUCUGCUUGCAUCCACCGUCUUCCGCGAGUGUGACCGAGUGGUACAAUGCCCUUGUAUCGCUCAUCUCGAGUGGGGUGGUUGGUCCAGGUGGUCCCAAGGAUACCCACCAUGAUCCAAGUGACUCGACUACGGUCCAUCUAACCGGCCAAGCUCAUUGGAAUCCGCAAGCGCAUAUCCGGCUCAAGUCACCACGUCCUACCCCAAUGUGGGCUAAUUUGCAAAUGUUGCAUAUGUCGUGGUCUGUAAUUAGGCCACAAUGGUCAUGGGCUAAAAUAGGAAUUACCCCAAUAUUGCGCAUGUUGCUAUUUUUGAACACAGCCUUUGGGUUCGCGAUGCAGCUAAAGUGGUGGCCGAAGAGGACGAGGCCACGAUAUAAGUCUUUCACACCUCCAAUCUACCUAGCUUAAGAUUUCUUCAUGAUAGAGUUGUUGAAGGGUAGAAGAUCCAAGUGUCGUUCCAGUUUCUCUUUACCAUUUUCCUCUCUCUCCUCCUAACCUCCUCUUUCCCCUAUACCCUCUCUUUACACGCUAUACUCGACUAAC